Molecule: messenger RNA, 3204 nt
Organism: Capsaspora owczarzaki ATCC 30864
Lineage: Eukaryota; Filasterea; Ministeriida; Capsasporidae
Product: tousled-Like Kinase family member
Exons: 5
Coding region: 12-3068 (1018 amino acids)
Biological process (GO): peptidyl-serine phosphorylation; intracellular signal transduction; chromosome segregation
Cellular component (GO): nucleus
Molecular function (GO): ATP binding; protein serine/threonine kinase activity
Source: RefSeq, a predicted model, not a curated record
GCCCUGUUCUGAUGGAUGGCCUGCAGAUUGAUCCCCACAAGCGCCAUCUGCUCGAGGUUCGCAUGAUGAACGGUCGAUCAGCUUCCUCGGGAUUGCUCGCAAGCACGCAGCCAGCCGCGCAGGAAUCGUUGUUUGGAGGAGGCCUCUCGCAACAAGCCACGCUUGGCACUGUGCCAAUGCAGAUUGCUGACAAGGAAGUCUCGACGAAUAGUAGCCCGAUCAAACAGAUCACGGCAGUAGCAGCAGUGUCUGCAGCCUCGGCCCAACCCCAAUCGACCUCCCGCGGCUUGCCACAGGACGUCGCCGCCACUGCCCAAGCUGCACAUGACCCGCACGAACGGGCUUUGCAUCAGCAGCAACUGGCCACGCUUGGGAGCGACCAGCCUGUGCUUGCAAGCGCGCAGCAAGCAAUCAAUGCCAACAGCAACUCGCCAUUUUUUGCGUCAGAGCGCUCCAACAUGUCCCUGAUUUCUGUCUCGUCGGUAUCAAGCAACUUGGCGUCCGACUCCUUGAGCGGGGGCGAGGUGGACACUCACAUGGCCAAUCCUCUGGGGUUGCGGUCCAUCCGGGCCGACGAUUCUCGCAGUAACGACGUGGGUUUGGCACGCUUCCCGCGUCCAGAUUCGCCAGGAACGCGCAGCACACCAGCCAGCAAGCGGAAAUUCUCAACUGCCGAAGACGACAAGAUUAAGGACGGUGUUGAUCGGUUUGGAGAAGAUUUUGACAAGAUUCGUGCCGCUUACCCGGAGCUCGACCGGACCUCCGAGCAGCUCAAGGCUCGCUAUCACCGUAGCAAAAAGCGUGCAGCAUCUGAAGAUGGCCUUCCAGUUCCAGCGUCGCCCCUUCCCCAUGGCGCUUCUGCUAGUGCUGCGGUUGCGGCUGCGGCGGUUGCGGCUGUGGCUGCUGCAGCUGCUGCUGCCGUUGCGCAACGGCCCCGACCCAUUACACACUUUUUUGCUUCGGCCUCAAAGUCAACCGUGCAAACCAGCCCAAGCAAAUCCUCUGAUCCUGCGGGGAUGCAUCUGGCAUCAGCAACUCGCGCGCCGCAGGUCGUAUCGCAAGCAAGUCUCGUUGUCGAGCCGAUGCAGACAGAAUCACCAUUGACAAAUCCGAUGAUCGGGGCGGCGCCUAUUCCUGCACCUACCCGCUUUCUCGAGCCUGGCCCUUCUUCCAUCGUUGCUGCUGCGUCUGCUGCUGCUGCUGCUGCUGCUGCUUCUCCAAAGAAGGCCACGCCUUCUCCCAGGACGCCGCCGAAUGCUGCUGUAUCUCGAUCAAUUCGCCCCGACAUCAUGCAAUCUGUGCCCAGGCUGUCGAUGGCACUCCAGACUGAGCUGAGCGGCGGCGAUUUGGAUCGGCAGAGCGAAGCCGCACAAACCGCACUCAAAACUGCUCACGAGUUGGCACGCACACAGUCCGAAGAUGCGCAACGGCUUACUGUUGCCCUUCGCGACUCGAAUGAACGCCUUCGCGCCGCAGUUGCUCAGGCUGAGGAGGCGACCCAGCUGGCCCAGGCGCUCAAGGACUCGGAAGAGCGCUUGCGCCUGUCGAUGGCUCAGGCGGAUCGCUUCAUGGCAUUCAUUCCACAGCUUCUCACUGCGCAGUGCGUUGAGGAGAAGCGUGCUGCUCGUGAGAAAUGCGUCCUGGACAGUCACCGCAUUGUCAGCUUUGUGAUGAAACGCCGCGGCGCCGAGUUUGUGGAAGCGUGGCAAGAAGGUGUUGCGUUUGACGAGCACCGAGCCAAGAUGCAGGCCAUCGUCACCCAGCGCGAAGAGCUCGAUCGGCAACGAAAGGCGCUCACCAAGCGCAAGCCCGCCACCCCAAAAGCGGCCAAGGGCGGCAAGAAGGACGACGAUUCCAGCAUGGACACGACUGCAGACGGUGUGUUUGCCAAGCCCGCGUUGCCUGCUGGCACGGUUUCCAAAGCCGGCAGUGCCGCGUCAGGCACAUCUGCCCAAAGCGCGACGAGCAGCAACAAUCAGUCCCUCUCCGCAUCGUCAAGCAGCGACGAGAUGUCGGCGAUGGAGCUGUACGAAUUGGAUGAGAUCAUCAAGAUGCGACAGCUCAUGCUGAAAAAGGAGGAAACGGUCCUUCUUGAGCAACUCGAAGAGCUCGAACGUGAUCGCAAUCUCCACAUCCGUGAACUCAAGCGCAUCCGCGAUGAGGAUGGCUCCCGUUUCAACAACAACCCCACACUCAAUGGCCGCUACCUGCUUCUUACUCUUCUUGGCAAAGGGGGCUUUAGUGAAGUGUACAAGGCAUUUGAUUUGAAGCAGUGCAUGCAUGUCGCUUGCAAAAUUCACCAAGUGAACAGCGCGUGGAAUGAGCAAAAGAAGGCGAAUUUUGUCAAGCACGCUUGCCGCGAACUGAAAAUUCACGAAAGCCUCGACCACCCUCGAAUCGUCAAACUCUACGACGUGUUUGAAAUUGACGCCAACUCGUUUUGCACGGUGCUCGAGUUUGUCGGUGGAAACGACCUCGAUUUUCACCUCAAGCAGAACAAGAUGCUGCCCGAGCGUGAGGCGCGCCUCGUCCUCGUUCAGCUGUUCAGCGCACUCAAGUACUUGGCCGAGCUCAAGUCGCCCGUCAUUCACUACGAUCUCAAGCCUGGCAACCUGCUGUUGAUGAACGGCGAGGUCAAAGUGACCGACUUUGGCCUCUCGAAAAUCAUGGAGCUCGACCAAACCAACGGCGAGGCCUCGGAGGGGAUGGAGUUGACGUCGCAAGGUGCCGGCACCUACUGGUACUUGCCUCCCGAGUGCUUCCAGAUGGACCCGAAGGCGCCGCCCAAAAUUUCGUCCAAGGUGGAUGUUUGGUCUGCCGGCGUCAUCUUUUAUCAAUGCCUGUAUGGCGUGAAGCCGUUCGGCCACAACCAAACCCAGCAAGCCAUUCUGCAGAAUGGCACCAUUCUCAAUGCGCGGCAGGUUGACUUUCCCGCCAAACCCGCAGUGUCUCAAGAAGCAAAGGACUUUUUGAGACGCUGUCUUAUGUAUUCCAAGGAACAACGCCCUGACGUGUUAACGCUGCUGCGCGAUCCCUAUCUGCAAAUGAAGAAACCGCCGAAAGACUAAUGUGUUUUUUCGUUUGUUUGCCGCCGGCCCCAGCUUUUGUCACCAGCUUUCGUCCUUGUAGUUAUGUAUUCAUUGUAUAUCUCCAUGUAUCUUCGAGUCAACAUCGAUGAGCAUUGAAAACAAGUCAAAAUUUCGC